Messenger RNA from Pimephales promelas (fathead minnow), 1599 nucleotides. The record is from RefSeq and is a predicted model, not a curated record. NCBI's taxonomy places the organism in Eukaryota, Metazoa, Chordata, Actinopteri, Cypriniformes, Leuciscidae.
AUGCAUCCAGUUCUUCUAUAUGCAGACCUCACUCUGUGCUUGGCGUUGGUGGUCCGUGCACAGAGUCCAUCAUGCCCGUCUCUGUGCACCUGUGUGCUCCAUGAUCGCAGCAACUCCAAAGGACUCAGAACUGUGCUCUGUAAGAACCCAGCCUUGACUGCCAUUCCAAUUGACUUGCCAUCUGAUACUGUCAAAUUUCGCCUAGAGCGCACUUCCGUUUCCAGGAUCUUUAGAGGUGCUUUCUCUGCCAUGCCAGAACUGCUUUAUUUGUGGCUUACAUACAACUCCAUUACCAUUCUACAUCCAAGGAGUUUUACAAACCUGUCUUCCCUUCAUGAGUUACGAUUGGACGGGAACCUUUUGUCCACUUUCCCCUGGGAGGGACUCAGAGACGUGCCCCACCUCCGAACACUUGGACUUCACAAUAACCGCCUGGCACGAAUCCCACCCCUGGCUGCGCGUUACCUUGGCAAUGUGACUUAUCUGGACCUCUCGAGCAACAGGCUAAGCACCCUUCCCAAUGAUCUGACUGCUCUCUGGCCGCUCAGUGACGCCACUCAAAGCCAGCGCUCAGUGGUUCUAGACUCAAUGUGUCAUCACGUCACCCUUCAUCCAUUUCAUCCUCUCACAGGUCUUCAGGAUAACCCCUGGGUGUGUGACUGUAGGCUUUCCACCUUGCUUGACAUUAGUAAAGCCCCGGAAUCCUCUCUGGUCCUGUUGGAUCGGUUCCUGACCUGUAGUGGACCGCCAGAUCUCGCUGGAGUUCCCUUUCAGAGUGUGGAGCUCACUCGCUGCCGCAGGCCCUUCGCGGUGACCUCUGCUACAAAGAUCACAGCUUUACUGGGUAGCAAUGUUCUACUUCGCUGUGAUGCAACAGGAUACCCGACUCCAACAAUUAUGUGGAUAAAAUCUGCCAGACCCAUCCUUUAUAACCAAGCUUGUUGCAAGCAGAUGCAAAGCAGCAUUGACUCCGAAAGAUUGCCCAGAAAACUUUCUGGCUAUGUACUUGAGUCUCCACGUGUGGGAAUCCGUUGGUCGGCGGUCAGUCUUAAUGGAAUAUCCUAUAGAGAUGGAGGGGAGUACCGAUGCAGAGCACAAAACAUGGCAGGGAUAUCAGAGGCCAUUGUCAGUCUGAAUGUGGUCGGAAUAAUGGCGGAUUACGCAAACUCAAAAAACUCAAGUCAACAGCAAAGAGUUGCAAAAUCAGACUAUUCACAGAGGAAACCCAAACAGAAAUCCAAGGCGAUACCUUCUUUGUUACCUCGAAACAUGACUGGAAAGCCCUCCCUUCCAAAGAGAGUCAUAAAAAUCCCCAAAGCCAGCAGAGACAAAAUGAAAAGGGACAGGACAGCUGUACAGAACCUGUCACAGAAACACUUUUUGAUCGCUUCUGAAAAUCCACUUCACAAAAAACAAACACCUCAUACUGGUGCUACAUCUGAGAGAUCAUCUAGCCGCUGGUUCCUUGUGUUGCUGCCCGGUUUUCUCACCAUCAUCCCACCUGAUCCCACCUCUUCCUCCACAGUCCUCAAGCCCGCUGUCACCCAGGACUGGUCUCAGUGGUCAUCCUCCCUGCCUGACAUCGUCUCACUCUCCUAG